This is a messenger RNA of Manis pentadactyla (Chinese pangolin), 2455 nucleotides long. RefSeq names its product POU class 3 homeobox 1 (gene POU3F1). Gene Ontology annotation, molecular function: RNA polymerase II cis-regulatory region sequence-specific DNA binding; DNA-binding transcription factor activity, RNA polymerase II-specific. Lineage: Eukaryota; Metazoa; Chordata; Mammalia; Pholidota; Manidae. Gene Ontology annotation, cellular component: nucleus. Bases 54 to 1415 code for a protein of 453 amino acids. The transcript has 2 exons. Gene Ontology annotation, biological process: regulation of transcription by RNA polymerase II; brain development. The record is from RefSeq and is a predicted model, not a curated record.
CCCGCAGACGGAGCGGAGCGGCGGCGGCGGCGCGGCGCAGGGUGCGGGGCGGCAUGGCCACCACCGCGCAGUACCUGCCGCGGGGCCCCGGCGGCGGAGCUGGGGGCACGGGACCGCUUAUGCACCCAGACGCCGCGGCGGCAGCGGCGGCGGCGGCAGCCGCCGAGCGGCUGCACGCUGGGGCCGCGUACCGCGAAGUGCAGAAGCUGAUGCACCACGAGUGGCUGGGCGCGGGCGCGGGCCACCCCGUGGGCCUGGCGCACCCCCAGUGGCUACCCGCGGGAGGCGGCGGCGGCGGCGACUGGGCUGGGGGCCCUCACCUGGAACACGGCAAGGCGGGAGGCGGCGGCACCGGCCGAGCCGACGACGGUGGCGGCGGCGGUGGUGGAGGUUUCCACGCGCGCCUGGUGCACCAGGGGGCGGCCCACGCGGGCGCGGCAUGGGCGCAAGGCGGUACGGCUCACCACUUGGGCCCGGCCAUGUCACCGUCACCGGGGGCCGGCGGGGGUCACCAGCCCCAGCCGCUCGGGCUGUAUGCUCAGGCGGCCUACCCAGGGGGCGGCGGUGGUGGUCUGGCUGGAAUGUUGGCGGCGGGAGGCGGUGGCGCGGGGCCGGGCUUGCACCACGCGCUGCACGAGGACGGCCACGAGGCACAGCUGGAGCCGUCGCCUCCGCCGCACCUGGGCGCCCACGGACACCCACACGGACAUGCACAUGCGGGCGGCCUGCACGCGGCGGCGGCACACCUGCACCCGGGCGCGGGUGGCGGCGGCUCGUCAGUGGGCGAGCACUCAGACGAGGACGCACCCAGUUCGGACGACCUGGAGCAGUUCGCCAAGCAGUUCAAGCAGCGGCGCAUCAAGCUAGGCUUCACGCAGGCCGACGUGGGGCUGGCGCUAGGCACGCUAUACGGUAACGUGUUCUCGCAGACCACCAUCUGCCGUUUCGAGGCCCUGCAGCUGAGCUUCAAGAACAUGUGCAAGCUCAAGCCGCUGCUCAACAAGUGGCUGGAGGAGACCGACUCGUCCAGCGGCAGCCCCACCAACCUGGACAAGAUCGCGGCGCAGGGCCGCAAGCGCAAAAAGCGCACUUCCAUUGAGGUGGGGGUCAAAGGCGCUCUCGAGAGCCACUUUCUCAAGUGCCCCAAGCCCUCGGCGCACGAGAUCACGGGCCUGGCCGACAGCUUGCAGCUGGAGAAGGAGGUGGUGCGCGUCUGGUUCUGCAACCGGCGGCAGAAGGAGAAGCGCAUGACCCCCGCGGCUGGUGCGGGCCACCCGCCCAUGGACGACGUAUACGCACCUGGCGAGCUGGGGCCGGGCGGGGGCGGUGCGUCGCCACCCUCGGCGCCCCCGCCACCCCCGCCGGCCGCCCUGCACCACCACCACCACCACACACUGCCCGGCUCGGUGCAGUGACCCCGCGGGCCGGGCCCCCGCCGGCGCGCGGCAAGGCGCCGCGCGGCCUCAACUCUUUUUUUGUUCGGUUGCUUUGGAUUUUACAAAAAGCCCAGAAACUUUCGAACAAAAACCAAACACCCGGACAGCCCUCUCCAGCUAGCGGCGAAGACGGCUGAUAGGCUGCGUUCCCAAGCCCAGAGAGAGAGGAGCAAAGAUCCGGAACGCGCCAACUCACCCAGGGCAUCCUGCCCGCCGCCUGCUCCCUGCCCCCAUCCCCUCGACGACCCCCGCCCCUGCCCUCCCCCGGGCUGUUCGGGGCCGGAUCCCGGCAGCGGCCUCCCCACAGCGACAGCUCCAGCUCGGUUCCCGGCCACGCCAGAAGGGUCUGCGCGCCCACACACUCCGAUGGCAAGCGGCUUCUGCCCCGCUGCAGAUGACCACCGCACGGCAGAGCCCCAGCUCCCCGCAGGGCCCUGCCCUCCUGGCCACAGACAAACGAAACUUGGAAAAGUUGGAGAUAUUUUUUAACCAGCUGUAGAAAUACGCCGUUCCCUGAGAACCUGCUGCCUGAUUCCCUGCAGCUUCUGUCUGCUCCCUUUCCAGCCCCCCUGGGGAUGAGGGAUGCUGGGGGAGGCUGCGAGAGAAACUCCGCAAGUUUGGGGUGAGGUGGGAACCAUGUAAAUAUGUGAGAUAUGUACACACUGGCGGGGAGAAGAAACAUUUUGUGCUUGGUUUUUAUUUUUGGUUUUCCGGGUUGCCCUCCAUCCCCAUCCUAAAGGAUUUUGUAUACCGACUAAUCUGAAAAAGAUAUUUUAAUAUGAUUUCCAGAUUUUGACCCAUCUCUAUUUAUUUUCUGGAUGUGUUUGGAGCUUCCCCCUUCUCCAUUUCUUGUUGUUUGUUACAGUUUGAAUUUAAAUUUUGUUAUUUUUAUUUUUGGAACAAUGUUCUGGUGCAUUCUCUUUGUAUCUUUAUUGCAAAAAAAAAAUGUAGACUGGGAAGUUCCCUUUAUAUUUAUGUUAUAGUAAAUAUUUUAUUACUCACAUAAACAUGUACCCCAG